AGAAGGCUUCAGACCAUGACCACCAUCAUUGUCUCCUAUGGAAAAGAGAGGUUUGGCGUAGAAGAGUGCAAGUCCAUCAGACCCAACUACACCAUGAACCGAAGGGCAGAAAAGAUCCAUCAACUGCGGAAGGAGCUCCGGUCCCUGGCAAGGCAGUACAAGGCAGCAACUGAGGAGGAGAAACCGCAACUGGCUGAACUCCGGAACAUCAUCAGGAAAAAACUUACGACCCUGCGUAGAGCUGAAUGGCACAGGAGACGCAGGAAAGAGAGGGCCAGGAAGCGAACUGCAUUCAUAGCGGAUCCAUUCGGAUUCAUCAAACAGCUGUUGGGGCAGAAGCGCAGUGGUCGUCUAGUUUGCUCCAAGGAAGAAGUUGACAACUUCCUGGAUAAAAACCUGAGCGACCCUGAUAGAGAGCAAGAAUUAGGGCCUCUCAGUGCCUUAUUGGACAUACCAUCUCCCACUGUCAAUUUCAUCACCAGCGAGCCUACCUGGAAGGAAGUCCAAGAGGUGGUCACCGCAGCCAGAGCCAGAUCAGCUCCAGGACCCAGUGGGGUUCCUUACAAGGUGUACAAGCGCUGCCCUGAGCUCCUUAGAAUCCUCUGGAAGAUCCUGCGAGUGAUUUGGCGAAGAGGAACUGUGUCUGACCAGUGGAGGCAGGCCGAGGGUGUCUGGAUACCUAAGGAGGAGAAUUCCACCAAGCUGGAGCAGUUUAGAACCAUCUCACUCCUGAGUGUUGAGGGGAAGAUUUUCUUCAGCAUCCUCUCCAAAAGGUUGACAGGAUUCCUCCUCAGCAAUGCCUACAUUGACACCUCAGUCCAGAAAGGCGGUAUCCCCGGUGUGUCAGGAUGCUUGGAACACACUGGCGUAGUAUCCCAGCUGAUCAGGGAGGCGCGGGAGGGUAAGGGAGACCUCGCUGUGCUUUGGCUUGACCUUGCCAAUGCCUUCGGCUCCAUACCCCACAAGCUUGUGGAGACUACCCUGGACCGACACCAUGUACCCAGGAAGAUCAAGGACCUCAUCCUGAACUAUUAUGGGAACUUCAGGGUCAGAGUCACUUCUGGGAGCACAACAUCAGACUGGCACAGGCUUGAAAAGGGCAUUAUAACUGGGUGUACAAUCUCAGUUAGCCUCUUUGCCCUAGCCAUGAACAUGGUAGUCAAGGCAGCUGAAACUGAGUGCAGAGGCCCUCUGUCUAAAUCCGGCACUCGGCAGCCCCCCAUCAGAGCCUUUAUGGACGAUCUUACUGUCACCACUACAUCGGUUCCUGGUGCGAGAUGGAUACUUCAGGGCCUGGAAAAGCUCAUCUCCUGGGCAAGAAUGAGCUUUAAACCAACAAAAUCCAGGGCCAUGGUGCUGAAGAAGGGAAAGGUGGUGGACAAGUUUCGCUUCUUUGUGGAUGGCACAGCAAUCCCAUCAAUCACAGAGAAACCAGUCAAGAGCCUUGGCAAGGUCUUUGACUGUAGUCUCAGGGACACUGCAGCAGUCCAAACAACGGUCAAGGAGCUUGAGACGUGGCUAACAGCUGUUGACAAGUCUGGCCUACCUGGGAGGUUUAAGGCAUGGAUUUACCAGCAUGGCGUCCUACCCCGGGUUCUCUGGCCCCUGUUGGUGUAUGAAGUGCCCUUGUCUACAGUGGAGACUCUAGAGAGGAAGAUCAGCAGCCACCUCCGUCGUUGGAUGGGCUUUCCACGGAGCCUAUGUAGUGCAGCUCUGUAUGGAAAGACCAACAAACUCCAGCUCCCUUUCAGCAGCCUUGAAGAGGAGUUCAGGGUCUCUCGCACAAGAGAGGCCUUGCUCUACCGGGACUCCAAAGACCCGAAAGUGGCAUCAGCGGGCAUUGUGGUGCGAACCGGUAGGAAGUGGAGGGCUCAGGAAGGCCUGGAGGUAGCUGAGUCUCGACUGAGACAUAGGGCUCUGGUGGGCACCGUUGCAACAGGCCGUGCAGGACUGGGAGCCAUUCCUCAACCUCGCUAUGAGAAGGUUCGAGGUAAGGACAAACGCCAGCUAGUCCUGAAGGAGGUGCGGGCAGGGGUUGAGGAGGAACGGACCAGCAGGAUGGUGGGCAUGCAGCAGCAAGGAGCAUGGACAAGAUGGGAGGGAGCACUGGAGAGGAAGGUGACCUGGUCUGAGUUCAGGCAGGCUGAACCCCAGCGCAUCAAGUUCAUGGUCCAAGCUGUCUACGAUGUCCUACCCAGCCCAGCCAAUCUCCAUCUCUGGGGCAUGGUUGACUCUCCUGCCUGUGCGCUGUGUUCCAGGAAAGGCUCUCUGGAACACAUCUUAAGCAGCUGCUCUAAAGCCCUGGGGGAGGGCCGCUACCGUUGGCGGCACGACCAAGUGCUGAAGACAGUUGCUGAAGCCAUCUCCACCAUCGUGGCCAAACGCAACAGCAGCAAGCAACAACCUGGCAACAGGAACAUUGCCUUUAUCAGGGCUGGAGAGCAGCCGCAGUCACAGCCCAAACCAGCAGCCGGCCUCCUCACCUCAGCAGUUGACUGGGAUCUACGAGUGGACUUGGGCAAGCAGCUCAAGUUUCCAGAUAACAUCACUACAACAUCUUUGAGGCCAGACAUCGUGCUUUCAUCAGUUUCUUCAAGGCAGGUGCUACUGAUAGAACUGACAGUUCCCUGGGAGGACCGAAUAGAGGAGGCAAACGAGCGGAAGCGGUCGAAGUACCUGGAGCUGGUCGAGCAAUGCCAAAGAAGAGGCUGGAAGGCACGCUGUGAGCCGAUUGAAGUAGGCUGCAGAGGGUUUGCUGGCCGCUCCCUCUGCAAGGUGUUCACGCUGCUUGGUAUUACGGGGGCUGCAAAAAGGAAAGCCAUCAAGUCCACCAUGGAGGCAGCAGAGAGAGCCUCGAGAUGGCUUUGGAUCAGGAGGAGCGAUCUGUGGGCCAAUGCUACUGGGACACAAGUCGGGGCUUGA
Messenger RNA from Cololabis saira (Pacific saury), 2922 nucleotides. RefSeq lists its product as uncharacterized. Lineage: Eukaryota; Metazoa; Chordata; Actinopteri; Beloniformes; Belonidae. The transcript has a single exon. The record is from RefSeq and is a predicted model, not a curated record. The coding region runs from base 16 to 2922 and encodes 968 amino acids.